This is a messenger RNA of Mya arenaria, 1238 nucleotides long. RefSeq names its product tolloid-like protein 1. NCBI's taxonomy places the organism in Eukaryota, Metazoa, Mollusca, Bivalvia, Myida, Myidae. The transcript has 9 exons. The record is from RefSeq and is a predicted model, not a curated record. Gene Ontology annotation, molecular function: protein binding.
CACCAGCAGAAGUAGCGUGUCCAAGACACCGAACUACCACGUAGCGUUCUGUCUUCAAGCUUCAACAAUGAAGAUCGUUAUUUUUCUCUCCGUUCUUGCAACUGCAUUCACAACGCCAUUGGACCGAGCUUCAAGGUCCUAUGAAUGCGGGGCACAACCUAUGCUGACAAGUAAUAACGGCAUCAUCAGCAGUCAUACCGGUAUCGCCGUAAACCAUAAUUAUGGCAAGAACCUGGAUUGUCUCUGGCACAUUAUGGCGCCUAAAGGAAUGAACGUGGAGCUUGUGGCAACACAGUUUGAUAUCGAGGACGCAACUGCCUGCUCCUAUGAUUGGAUUGAGCUGUUCGAUGGCAACACCACCACCGCACCAAGUUUGGGCAAAUUCUGUGGCCGAACCUUCAAGCCUAUCUCAUCCACUCAACGAUUCCUGACCUUGAAUUUCGUCACGGAUGACUCCACCCAAGCUACCGGCUUCCAACUGUUAUAUAAUUUCACUACAGAAGUCAUCCACGAAUGCCUUGAUACCCAGUUUAUGUGCGGCAACGGUCGGUGUAUCGACUCCUCCUACCGCUGCGACAACGAUGACGAUUGCGGAGAUGACAGUGAUGAACAGAACUGCACCUACACCGGAGGAUCAGGGGUACAACAUCAUAUUUGAAAUAUAUGAUCAGGCAAUUGCGCGAGCGACGAGUUCCAGUGCCCGAAUGGUGACUGUAUAGCACGUGACUGGCUGUGUGACGGGGAUAAUGACUGCGGAGACUACACGGAUGAACGCAUCGACGUCUGCCACACACAAGGACCAGUUCAGUCCCACUGCGGACCAACCAAUGUGACCGGGCAGCUCGGCACAAUCACCAGCCCUAACUUUCCACAGAACUAUCCGAGUAAUGUACACUGCGUCUACCGCAUCCAGACAGAUGGACAAGCUAAGGUCAUCCAGUUCAAGUUUGCUCAAAACUUCCAUCUCGAGCCUGACAAUGCCUGCUCCUAUGACUUCGUGGUCAUUAAGACAGCGGACGCCCUCCAUAACCAUGGUCCAUUCUGCGGCCAUACUGCUCCUGCUACAAUAAACAUCCCGGGGAACCAUGCUUACGUGAUCUUCAAGUCGGACGGGUCUGACCAGUACACUGGAUUCAGUCUCGAAUGGACUGUCAUAUAAGUUUCAACGGACAGGAACAAAGUAUGCUUAGUUCAGUGUGGUGUUAUCAUAAUAAACAGGAAUAAACUGUUGACAAAUA